Molecule: messenger RNA, 1878 nt
Organism: Sporothrix brasiliensis 5110
Lineage: Eukaryota; Fungi; Ascomycota; Sordariomycetes; Ophiostomatales; Ophiostomataceae
Exons: 2
Coding region: 1-1878 (625 amino acids)
Biological process (GO): regulation of DNA-templated transcription
Molecular function (GO): zinc ion binding; DNA-binding transcription factor activity, RNA polymerase II-specific
Source: RefSeq, a predicted model, not a curated record
AUGGAGGAGGACGGUGUCUCGUCCGUCUAUUCGACCCUGUCGCCGACGUCGUCGUCCUUGGACGUGGCACAAUAUGCACAGCAGCAGCUGCCGUCACAAAGCCAAGUCGACCAGCACCUUCUGCAAAGCCAGCUCCAGCAGACCAAGUCCCCGCAGCCGCCACCGCCACAGGGCCUAGUGCCGCUGCAGCGCCCGCCCCGUCUUGUGCACUCGUCCUCGUCCGGCUCGACCCUCCCGUCCGCCUCGUCGGCCUCCGCCUCUGGCUCUGGCUCGUCGUCCGACGCCGUGCGCGGCCGGUCAUCGCGGCCGCCGAGCACACGCCGCCGCAGCAAGCUGUCGUCGCAGGAGCGGGCCAAGAUCCUCGAAGUGCGGCGCCAGCGGGCGUGUCUGCGGUGCAAGAUGCUCAAGAUCCAGUGCAGCAGGGAGAACCCGUGCAAGCCGUGCCUGUCGUCGGCGGUGCGCGGCUACGAGCGCAAGGUGCUGUCGUUUUGCUACUGCGUGCGCACGCGGUUUGUCGACGUCGACAUUUUUCAAAGGAGCGAGGCCGGACCACCACCCGAGAUCCCGACCUCCAUCCGCACCCUCAUGGACCAAGUCGAGCGGCCGACACUACCACCAGCCGUCGCGGAGUCUCCUUCUUCUGAUUCCACAGCGCCCGCCUCCGCCUCCACGCACGACCUCUUUGAAGACACGCUGCUUCGCUGGCUCACAAGCCCCGACCACGCGCCGCCCGAAGGCACCAGCAGCAUUGUCGCGCUGCUGUACGACAUGGUCGGCCACGCCGACAGUCUCCGCGCCGCCGUCGACGACCGCCUGCCCGCAGACUUUCAGACGUUUUUGUUUACGACGUCGCUCGCCCACAGCGGCUGGCGCGGCGGCGGCGGCGACGACAACGGCAGCGCCACCGCCACAGGCACCGGCACGCGCAGCGUCUCGCACCGGGACCUGUGCAUUGCCGGCCACGUCUGCGGCUCGCGCAUCGUGCGGCGGCUCGACCGCGUCCUGACGCCGCAGUUCCUGGCCAAGUGCGACCGCACGACGCACCGCGCGCUGCUGCUGCUCGUCGUGGGCGUCAUCCUCGGCGUGUCCUACAGCACGCGCCUCACGACGUCGCCGUCGUUCCCGCACGACCUGCUGGGCGCCGAGAUGCGCCACAGCCCGACGCUGUGGCUGGCCAUGAAGGAGCACCUGGCGCAGAUGCUGGCGCACCAUUUGAUAUUCCUCGGGUCCAUGCUCGGCAUCAAGCUGGACACGGCCGCCGAGAAGACCAUCAUCGACACCGCCGUCGACCGCUGGCACAAGCCCGAACGCAGUCUGUGGGCGGGCCUUUCGCCGGCCGCCGGCGGGACAUCGGCUGGCGGCACACCGACAGGCGCGGCGACAGCGGCGACAGCGGCGACAGCGGCUUCGGCUCCAGCCCCCACGCCAGCGCCGCUGUCCGACGACGCGCUGGUUGCCCGCACGUAUGGCGCCCGCCUCGGCGAUUUCAACACGGAACUCGACGGCCCGCCCGCCGCCGUGGAGACCCGCAUGGCCCGCCUGUCCAUUGUCGCCCUCAGCGAUCCGGACCUGCUGCAGCUGCAGGCCGUCCCGCCCAUGUCCGACGACGACGCCAGCGCCAACCCGGCGUCGUUUUACAACAUGGACGGUCAGGCCGGCCACGCAAACAACGUAAACGACCCAAACGACCCAAACGACCCAAACGACCCAAACAACCCAAACCGUGCCGGCAACCCCGGCGACGGCCCACCGCACACCCGUAAGAAGCGCUCCGUGUGGAUUGUCCGGCCGUACGACGACGGCGGCCACCGCGACCCCGUCAGCGUAUUUGCCCGUUUCCAGCUGCAGCGGGGGCAGAACUUGGGGCUGUUUGUGUGA